Molecule: messenger RNA, 369 nt
Organism: Humulus lupulus (European hop)
Lineage: Eukaryota; Viridiplantae; Streptophyta; Magnoliopsida; Rosales; Cannabaceae
Product: cell division cycle protein 48 homolog
Exons: 2
Coding region: 1-369 (122 amino acids)
Biological process (GO): mitotic spindle disassembly; autophagosome maturation; retrograde protein transport, ER to cytosol
Cellular component (GO): cytosol; VCP-NPL4-UFD1 AAA ATPase complex; nucleus
Molecular function (GO): polyubiquitin modification-dependent protein binding; ATP hydrolysis activity
Source: RefSeq, a predicted model, not a curated record
AUGCUUAAAGACUUGAUGUUCGCCGAAGACUUGGGAUGCUACAAUCCAGCUUUGAGAAGGUUUGGUAGGUUUGACAGGGAGAUAGAUACUGGGGUUCUAGAUGAAAUUGGUCGCCUUGAAGUUCUGCGUAUACAUACCAAGAAUAUGAAUUUUUCUGAUGAUGUUGAUUUGGAAAGAAUCUCAGAAGAUACUCAUGGAUAUGUUGGAGCUGACUUUGUUGUUCUUUGCACUGAAGCUGCACUGCAAUGUAUUACAGAGAAGAUGUACAUGAUUGACUUGGAAGAUGAAACUAUUGAUACUGAGAUACUAUAUUCCACAAAACUAUUGAUGGUCGCCGGUGGGCGAGAGAGGGUAUCGGCAGGGAGAUGA